UGAAAAAAUGAACGAAUGUAUCAUAUGUGCUAUUACCAUGCCUGGAGUGUCGAUUCAUGCAAUGCCAAACUGCAGAACGCGAAUGCGUCCAUCGUGGGUUACUACAACCACCCUCCCAGUUCCAUCAUCAAAGGAGCAAUACGAACAAUUCCUCGCACCAUCCGGCAAAUUGCUGGCCCCAACCUUUGCCCCUCUACAAGUGGACCAUAUUGAAGAGAAAAAGUCGUCCCACUGAUCGAGUCAUUCCAGGCGAGAUGAUAUUCUCUAACCAAAGCCCUCUUCCGCUUCUUGGAGAUGCCACAAUGUCACAGAAAAGAUGCGGGUGCACGCCAGCACGAUGUUGGGCCACGAAAAGGGGGGUUUCCAUGAAUGACCCAGGGCUCGCAGCAUCAAUUGAGAGGUGAGCGGGCAGAUUGAGGUCAUACUUCGGUGGAUUGUAAACGUAAAAAUGGUUUAUGAUAUGGAGCUUUCCCCUCUUUUCGCGGAUAAGAAUGGAGAUAGGUUGAGAGGGAGGACUUGUGCGUUGUACAGG
Cantharellus anzutake is the source of this 532-nucleotide messenger RNA. RefSeq lists its product as uncharacterized. The record is from RefSeq and is a predicted model, not a curated record. The transcript is spliced from 2 exons. Lineage: Eukaryota; Fungi; Basidiomycota; Agaricomycetes; Cantharellales; Hydnaceae. The annotation marks the transcript as partial.